AUGGUUGGAAACACUAGACCAAAUGGCGAUUUUAAUGUGCUACGCAUAUUAUACAACCUUCACAAACCUACGAACAAUGAUGUAGAUUACAUAGACGUACACGAGGAAAUGAAUGGUGGGGAGGUACUCGUACGCGGAUUAUUCCGCAUGCAAGCUAAUGAAGAGAUAGUUUUCAGGCAGCGCUCGAAUAAUGGAAAUAGAGUUGGAAGUCUUAAAGUAUUUGAUGAUGAUGUAAAUGCGACUAGUUAUAGAUUAGGUAACUUUAGGCAGAACGCUGUGUACAUAAUUCGCAGCGUGUAUGGAAGCUAUGAUGAGCCAAUUACUUUAUUUCUAUAUGCAAAAAGUGUCAGUGGGAUUAUUUGUAAGAUUAAUCAAAAUAGAGGCGUCUAUGAUAGAUGGAUUGGUCAUCCUUAUGAUAUCACAAUAGCAAACAUAGAGCGUAUGAUUAACGUUGACGAUGUAAGAUUGAGAGCUAGACGAAGAGGUUUAGCCCUCGGAAAUGUCGCUAGAGAUAUAAAAUGUGUUGGAGAUCGGUUCCUAGCAUGCCUGGAACAACGUUUCGCGAGAGGUUUACGGGGUUUGAACUUGAGAUUAACAUUGGAGCUAUUCGUCCAACUCACCGUUGAGGAGGAGGACGUGGCUUUCAAUGAUAUGAUAGUUGCAGCUGAGAGCUGGAUUGUUCUCGGUACAUGUGACUCCUGUUUAAGAAGACUGCUUGGGGUUAGAAACAAUGAUGGAUAUACGCGUGCGCCCUCGCCUUUCUCUUAUUGGGAAAACAGAGGAAUACGCUCUGUGAGUGUCGAAGAAAAUAGAUUCUAUUGGGUCCAUGAAAGACAUGGAAACGAUAUAACGGUUGGAGAGGAAGGAGAUGAAUUUGAUGUCUUCAUAACAGAAGAUGCUGAUGAUAUAAUGGUGAAGAUUUACGAUUUUCCACUGGAAAUGGACAACCAGACAAUCAAGGAGAAGAUGGCAAAGUAUGGAAUUGUGAAAAGUAUUCGAAAUGAAAAAUAUGUUGGUGAUGGGCUUUUCAAUGUGGAAACUGGAAUACGAUCAAUGUGGAUAGCCAUGAAAAAGCCAAUCCCGUCGUAUGUGGCGAUCGAAGGGUGUACCUCAUUGGUUACGUAUCCCAAUCAGGUUCGCACCUGUUUAGUUUGUGAAGAACCAGGGCAUGAAAAAAGAGAGUGUCCAAAAAGGCCUCUGAAUCGAAUACACGAAAUCAGAAGACCAAGUGCUCCAGUUGUUAAUGAUAAUGAAGAAAGGCAGCCGGAAAAUAUAGAGUCGCAGUUAGAAAUACCGGAAGAUCAGAUAAAUGAGUCCAAAGUAUUGAACCAAACAGAAGAAGAAGGGAAAGAUGAACGGAACGAGGGAAAGGAGUUAGAAAUGAAUACUUCUUCGGAGGAAGAAGCAGAAAGUGACUCACAUGGUGAUAUAAUUCCACCUACACCAGGGUGUUGGCAGGAAUUUAUGAAGAAAACGGCUGGGAUGAGGAAAAAGAAGCGACAAAAAAUGGGUACUAGCUCUGAAGAGGAAAGGAAAGUGCCAAAGCUAACUAUUAAACUUCCGACAAAAGCUGUAACGAUUUUGACCAACGUCAACGGGAUGAACAUGGAUACUUCUGGGAAUCACGAACGUGGUGAAGAUUCUAAGGAUAGCGAGGAUCUAGGCAGAAACGCAAACCCUGCUGUGACCGUGAUUAAUGCUGUUAAUAAUGAAAACGCCCAGGCAAAUGUAGCUGGUCCAGUGGAAAACGAUUUGAAUACUAUGGUUGGAAACACUAGGCCAAAUGGCGAUUUUAAUGUGCUACGCAUAUUAUACGAUCUUCACAAACCUACGAACAAUGAUGUAGAUUACAUAGACGUACACGAGGAAAUGAAUGGUGGGGAGGUACUCGUACGCGGAUUAUUCCGCAUGCAAGCUAAUGAAGAGAUAGUUGUCAGGCAGCGCUCGAAUAAUGGAAAUAGAGUCGGAAGUCUUAAAGUAUUUGAUGAUGAUGUAAAUGCGACUAGUUAUAGAUUAGGUAACUUUAGGCAGAACGCUGUGUACAUAAUUCGCAGCGUGUAUGGAAGCUAUGAUGAGCCAAUAACUUUAUUUCUAUAUGCAAAAAGUGUCAGUGGGAUUAUUUGUAAGAUUAAUCAAAAUAGAGGCGUCUAUGAUAGAUGGAUUGGUCAUCCUUAUGAUAUCACAAUAGCAAACAUAGAGCGUAUGAUUAACGUAGACGAUGUAAGAUUGAGAGCUAGACGAAGAGGUUUAGCCCUCGGAAAUGUCGCUAGAGAUAUAAAAUGUGUUGGAGAUUGGUUCCUAGCAUGCCUGGAACAACGUUUCGCGAGGGGUUUACGGGGUUUAAACUUGAGAUUAACAUUGGAGCUAUUCGUCCAACUCACCGUUGAGGAGGAGGACGUGGCUUUCAAUGAUAUGAUAGUUGCAGCUGAGAGCUGGAUUGUUCUCGGUACAUGUGACUCCUGUUUAAGAAGACUGCUUAGGGUUAUAAACAUUGAUGGAUAUACGCGUGCUCCCUCGCCUUUCUCUUAUUGGGAAAACAGAGGAAUACGCUCUGUGAGUGUCGAAGAAAAUAGAUUCUAUCGGGUCCAUGAAAGACAUGGAAACGAUAUAACGGUGUUCCUCAAGUUGGUAUCAAACCUGAAGAUGCAGGCAAUCCUGCAGGAGUUUAGUGAUGGGAUAGUCAAAUACGUAGGAGAGGAAGGAGAUGAAUUUGAUGUCUUCAUAACAGAAGAUGCUGAUGAUAUAAUGGUGAAGAUUUACGAUUUUCCACUGGAAAUGGACAACCAGACAAUCAAGGAGAAGAUGUCAAAGUAUGGAAUUGUGAAAAGUAUUCGAAAUGAAAAAUAUGUUGGUGAUGGGCUUUUCAAUGUGGAAACUGGAAUACGAUCAAUGUGGAUAGCCAUGAAAAAACCAAUCCCGUCGUAUGUGGCGACCGAAGGGUGUACCUCAUGGGUUACGUAUCCCAAUCAGGUUCGCACCUGUUUAGUUUGUGAAGAACCAGGGCAUGAAAAAAGAGAGUGUCCAAAAAGGCCUCUGAAUCGAAUACACGGAAUCAGAAGACCAAGUGCUCCAGUUGUUACUGAUAAUGAAGGAAGGCAGCCAGAAAAUAUAGAGUCGCAGUUAGAAAUACCGGAAGAUCAGAUGAAUGAGUCCACAGUAUUGAACCAAACAGAAGAAGGAGGGAAAGAUGAACGGAACGAGGAAAAGGAGAUAGAAUUGAAUACUUCUUCGGAGGAAGAAGCAGAAAGUGACUCACAUGGUGAUAUAAUUCCACCUACACCAGGGUGUUGGCAGGAAUUUAUGAAGAUUACGGCUGGGAUGAGGAAGAAAAAGCGACAAAAAAUGGGUACUAGCUCUGAAGAGGAGAGGAAAGUGCCAAAGCUGAUUAUUAAACUUCCGACAAAAGCUGUAACGAUUUUGACCAACGUCGACGGGAUGAACAUGGAUACUUCUGGGAAUCACGAACGUGGUGAAGAUUCUAAGGAUAGCGGAGAUCCGUUUUUCUGA
This is a messenger RNA of Phaedon cochleariae (mustard beetle), 3507 nucleotides long. NCBI's taxonomy places the organism in Eukaryota, Metazoa, Arthropoda, Insecta, Coleoptera, Chrysomelidae. The record is from the annotation of a GenBank genome assembly.